Messenger RNA from Ambispora leptoticha, 233 nucleotides. The record is from the annotation of a GenBank genome assembly. Lineage: Eukaryota; Fungi; Glomeromycota; Glomeromycetes; Archaeosporales; Ambisporaceae.
AAAGAUUUGUAAGCUUUAUCUUGAAAAAAGAUUUAAUAAAAGAUGCAUCUGCCGUUUCUAAUUUCGAAGUGAAGCAUAAAAGAAAAGCGCUAAAUAUUAUUGAUACUUGGAAGCAAUGGACCGCUCCGGUAAAAGAAGGAUCAAGAAUGAAAUACGAAUUGAAUCAAAUAUAUCAAAAGCUUGAGAAGCAAAGCAGGAAAUCAGCGCAACAAAAAAUUCCGCAACUCAAGUAG